GCGAUGCAAACCGCACAAACACCACGGUCAGGUGACCGCGUGUUGCAAAAGACACGCCCGACACGUCCGUCUUUUCGCCGCUUCAGAUCCUGAUCAGCGGCGUCGAUGUGAUUGCGAUGCUGCUGCCCCCCUUUCGGAUGUCCCUUGUACAUAGGCAUCAGUCAGAAUGUCCCUGCUGGACUAUUGGGACACCAAACGUCCGUCUGUAAAACGAAGAAAAGUCUCGGCAGAGACGGAAAAAGACAGAAGCCCGGAAAAAGAGGAUACUCUUCAGGAGAAUGGCCUAGAGAGCCCCAUGCCCCAGGCCUUGGACACACCAUCCCUGGAUCAAGCUGAUCGAAGCCUCACUGGUGACGAGGAGUUUCCUUUCCCCCAGAGCCAGACGGAGUUGGAAUCGUCGCUUCCAGCGCUCCAGGCCGAUAGCGAGGCCAUCGAGGAGUAUGAGACGGCUCACGCUGUGGCGGCAGGCCAGGAAGAGGAGCCGGAUCUGCAGUCACGGAUGCAGAAUGGCAAGUGGCGAAGGGGGAAGAGCUCCAUCUACGUGGAUGCGUUCAAUCUGGCGCUGGAAACUGUGCUGGAUGAAGAGGCGCAUCUGUUUGACGAGGCCGAGAUGGAGUUUUUCAAUCAAUGGAGGGCCCUUUCUUACGAGUCCCAGUAUUUAUAUGUUCGGCUCUUCCUGCGAAAGACCUCCGCGUGGCAUCGCAUCAAUCGACUGGGGUAUCACUCGGAUAUCUCGGACGUAUCUCGCGUCGUAGACGAUCUCCAACGCAGUCGAAACCUCCCUCCGAGAUCUGUGUCUGCGGGUGAAAACCCGGCGGGCCUCGAGUGCCCGGAUGAGCUGGGUCUCGGCGGGGAGUUUCGCUUUGCGGACAAGACGGAAGAAAUUACCACCUUAGAAGAAGCGUCGUCGCUGUUACUUCUCGAAGAAUUGAAGAAUUUAGCCAAAGAAGCCAAGGUCCAAGGAAAGAGUAAAAAGGAACUCCUGACGGCCUUGCACCGCGCCAGUCAAAGACAAACGGGCCUGGACUGGAAUAGCGACAGGCAGCCGGUCAACCGAGACGCGCAUUUCGUCCAGAAGAUCCUGGACUACACAGGCGGCUGCAUCAGACUUGCAUCGGGCCCUCGGGCCCUCUUUGAACGUGUACAUCUUGUAUUCUAUAAAUCGACCGAGUGGACGGAGAAGUCCCUCUCCACCAUCAUCCUGGCGAAGAUAUCCCGCCGGAAUUUCCCAGAGUAUGUGGUCUGCCGGUCGAACUCGAUCUUCCCAUCGAGGGAUUUCUUACUGGAGUUUGAGUCAGCCCUACGGACCCAGUUCCAGAUCGACAAUAUCCUCGAGUUCAACGGGACACCGACGAAGGAAAUGCUAGAGCAAGUGAGAGACCUUGCGUACAAAGUUCACCCACGGUGGAAAUUCCUCCUCGAGCAUGAAAGACGCAAAGAGGAAACCGUCUACGAAUGCGGAGAGGGCGCUUACCUGCGCCGGUUCUCCCCAGCCUGGGUCUACACACGAAUCAUCCACAAAGGACUGCAUCCCCUGGGGCGCUUCAAGGAGCACAGGGAAGAACAUCGCGUUCUCUCCGAACUCCUAGGCCAACGGCUCUUCCACGCUGCCCGCCGCGGUGCAUGGUACCAGCGCAAAGCCCUGCUGGAGGAGCACUACAUGUGGGCACUGACGCCGAACGACGGACGCAGCGAGGAAGCGCAGCGAAAGCACUGGCGACGCAUUGCUCUGCGCACCUGCGAAGCCGGCCUCGAAGACCCCGACUGCCACAUCAUCUACCACUACGACCUGCAGAAACGCAUCACCAAGCUCGAAAAGGCCCUCCGGGUCGUCAAACGCGAACAGCACGAAUUCAACCACGUCCGGCUCGUCAAGCCCGAGGAGCGAACCAUCGAGGGCAUCCGCAUCGAGCGCGAGACUGAAAGCGACUCGCCGCCUCGCAACACAACCACACCCACCACCACCGACUCCAAACGCUGCCGUCCCACCAUCUGGCUCGACUCGCGCGACGGCGGCGAAUGCCGCGUCGAAAGCAUGUGUCUGAACUGGUACCGCGACCACGGCUGGAAAGGCUACCACUCUGAAGGCGGAAUCCUUAAAACCCUCUUCGGCUACCUCUUCUACGACAUCCUGUUCACCUACGUCCCUAACGUCUUCCAAACCCCGUUCCAAACCUGCCCUCUAGACCUACACACCGACACCUUCUACGCGUCGCGCGCCUCCGAAAUCAACCACCGCCUGGUCGAACUCACCAACGGCGCCGCCCCGCGCAUCCUGCGCUCUGUACACGCGCGCGAAUCCCCGCGCCAGACCUGCGCCGUCGGCAUCGACUGGUCCUUCGAGCUGAGUGAUCUGGAGGAGAUCGUGCAGUGUUUUGACGGCGAGGCCCUGGCCACGGUGUGUAAGGUUCUGGCGCAGGAGUAUCAGCAAAGGGGAGGGGGCGUUCCGGAUCUGUUUCUGUGGAGUGUGGAGAGGGGGAGGGUGAUGUUCGUGGAGGUUAAGUCUGAGAAUGAUCGGUUGAGUGAUACCCAGCGGUUGUGGAUUCAUGUGUUGUCUGGGGCCGGGGUGAGGGUCGAGCUUUGUAAUGCGGUUGCGAGGGAGGUGAGGGCUUCUUCUUCUUCCUAGCCUUGGGAGUUGGAUGUUGUUAGAUACAGGUCGUAUAUAUGCCUUGUAUAGGGGGGAGGGAAACGUUGGAUACAAUCU
Aspergillus steynii IBT 23096 is the source of this 2704-nucleotide messenger RNA. RefSeq names its product fanconi-associated nuclease 1. The transcript is spliced from 2 exons. The record is from RefSeq and is a predicted model, not a curated record. Bases 167 to 2626 code for a protein of 819 amino acids. NCBI's taxonomy places the organism in Eukaryota, Fungi, Ascomycota, Eurotiomycetes, Eurotiales, Aspergillaceae. Gene Ontology annotation, cellular component: nucleus. Gene Ontology annotation, biological process: interstrand cross-link repair. Gene Ontology annotation, molecular function: 5'-3' exonuclease activity; flap-structured DNA binding; 5'-flap endonuclease activity.